CGAAUCAACCGGGCCCUCCGCCUAAACAGAACCAAUACUCUACUCCCCGGCCUUCACCGCCGCGAUUUACCGGGCUCCUGCCUGCCUCUCACACUCGAGGCCUACACCUGCUCCUGGGCCUCGGCCUAUAGUGAGGCCCGACCUGCCCAGACCAUUUCUUCUCCCGCACCCGCUCUUCAUGAAGGAUGUCUGCUACUAGCGUGGAUCCCCAGCGACCAAAGGGACAAGACAGUAAAGUUCAAAACGGAUCCCUGCAUCAGAAGGACAGCGUGCACGAUAAUGACUUUGAGCAGUACCUGUCGGGGCAGUCCAAUCAGAGUAACAGCUACCCUUCCAUGACAGACCCUUAUCUAUCCAGUUACUACCCUCCUUCUAUUGGCUUUCCGUAUUCCCUCAGCGAAGCUCCUUGGUCAACUGGUGGGGACCCCCCCAUUCCUUACCUCACCCCGUACGGACAGCUCAGCAACGGAGAUCACCAUUUCAUGCAUGAUGCAGUCUUUGGGCAGCCUGGAGGCCUGGGGAAUAACAUUUAUCAACACCGCUUCAACUUCUUCCCAGAAAACCCAGCCUUUUCUGCUUGGGGGACAAGUGGCUCCCAGGGCCAGCAGACCCAGAACUCUGCCUAUGGGGGCAGUUACAGUUAUCCACCAAGUUCCUUAGGCGGGACUAUAGUUGAUGGACAGACUGGGUUUCACAAUGAAACUCUGAAUAAAGCCCCAGGUAUGAACAGCAUUGAGCAAGGCAUGGUGGGCCUAAAGAUUGGAAGCAACGUCACCGCUUCUGCUGUAAAGACAGUGGGAUCUGUGGUAAACAGUGUUGGGAUGCCCAGUGCACUGUCUGGUAAUGGCGGCACUAGCAUAAGCAUGCCUCCCUCCAAACCAACUUCAUGGGCAGCCAUAGCCAGUAAACCUGCCAAGCCGCAGCCCAAAGCAAAAACUAAACCUGUCACCAUAAUUGGAGGGGCCCUACCACCUCCCCCUAUUAAGCAUAACAUGGACAUAGGUACUUGGGACAAUAAAGGGCCUGUGGCUAAGCCCCCGGGGCCUCAACAGAUCCCGUCCCCUCAGUCCAUGCCACAAUCUCAGCAACAGCUGCUGCAGCCAAUUCCAGUUCAGGCUCCGCCGCUGUCUCAGACUCAAUACCAAAAUCCACCGCCCCCUCAACAGCAGCCACAGGCCCCUCAGAAUCGCUGGGUGGCCCCAAGGAAUAGGAACGCUGCUUAUGGUCAGGGUGGAGGCCCAGAUGGGAACCCUCUGGGAGGAGCCCAGUCUCACGCUGCCCCCGGAAAUGAGUCUCACCCUGUGCUAGAGAAACUGAAGGCCGCCCACAGCUACAACCCCAAGGACUUUGACUGGAACCUGAAAAAUGGACGUGUGUUUAUAAUAAAGAGCUACUCUGAGGAUGAUAUCCACCGUUCCAUCAAAUACUCCAUCUGGUGCAGCACAGAGCAUGGGAAUAAACGCUUGGAUAACGCUUUCCGCUCCAUGAAUGGCAAAGGCCCCGUCUACCUUCUGUUCAGCGUCAACGGCAGUGGACACUUUUGCGGCGUAGCCGAGAUGAAGUCCCCCGUGGACUAUGGCACCAGUGCCGGUGUCUGGUCACAGGACAAAUGGAAGGGCAAGUUUGACGUCAAGUGGCUCUUUGUCAAGGACGUUCCCAACAACCAGCUGAGGCACAUCCGCCUGGAGAAUAACGACAACAAACCGGUCACAAACUCCCGAGACACGCAGGAGGUGCCCUUAGAAAAAGCAAAACUGGUGCUUAAAAUCAUUGCCACUUACAAGCACACGACCUCCAUCUUUGAUGACUUUUCUCAUUACGAGAAGCGGCAGGAAGAGGAAGAGGUUGUGCGCAAGGUAACGCCUAAACCCGACUCAUGCUAAACGUAAAAAAUGCUUCCCUCCUGUCUGGCUGCUUGGCACCUAAAUCUGGGAGCCUGGGGGAGGAAGUCAUGAUUAAAUAAAGGAGAAGUUCACAUUUGAACAAACUUGUUCUGUGAUGUAGACAUUGAUAUUCUAAGACGAUUUUCCAUUCUUUCCUGGUUUUUGGCUAAUUCUCGGUCCGCCACUAUCCUGUCGCCCUCUCCUAUUCAUCUCCCUUUCUGUUAUUGAUACCACUGCCUGGUUGCUAGGGCAAAGUGUUAGCCUAGCAGCCAAAUACAUUUAAAUUGCUAACUGCAGAUUAAAAUAUUGAAUCAAAGAAUCAAUUGUAAGUUGCCUUAGAAUACCACUCUCUACAGGGGCUGCAAGUUAAUUUCAAGGUGAACUUUGCCAAUAUGAAAUCGCUGUGUGUAAUAAUGUUGCCCAAGGGCAAUAUAUCCAUGCAGUUUGGGAUGCCAGCAUUCUAAUCCCUGCCCCCAAAUUAGCACAGGAUGGCAUGUGGCAGUACGGACAGCAAGAUGGUGGUAGCAGCAGGCUAAUAAACCGAUGAAAUGUCUAGCAUCCCUUAAAGGAGAAGGAAAGGCUAAACUUAAGUAAGCUUUAUCAGAAAGAUCUAUAUACAUACACCAGUAAACCCUAAAAGUAAUGCUGCUCUCUGUCAAAAGAAACACAGCAUUUCUUUCCUUCUAUUGUGUACACAUGGGCUUCUGUAUCAGACUUCCUGUUUUCUUAAACCUCUAGGGCUUGAGCAUGCUCACUUUGCUCCUCUCUCCCUCCCUUUCCCCCUCCUUGCUUUAAUCUGAGCUCAGA
Messenger RNA from Xenopus laevis (African clawed frog), 2690 nucleotides. RefSeq names its product YTH N(6)-methyladenosine RNA binding protein 1 L homeolog (gene ythdf1.L). Gene Ontology annotation, biological process: mRNA destabilization. The record is from RefSeq and is marked provisional. Gene Ontology annotation, molecular function: N6-methyladenosine-containing RNA reader activity; mRNA binding; RNA binding. Lineage: Eukaryota; Metazoa; Chordata; Amphibia; Anura; Pipidae. Gene Ontology annotation, cellular component: cytoplasmic stress granule; cytoplasm; P-body.